Oppia nitens is the source of this 402-nucleotide messenger RNA. RefSeq lists its product as uncharacterized. Bases 29 to 364 code for a protein of 111 amino acids. The record is from RefSeq and is a predicted model, not a curated record. NCBI's taxonomy places the organism in Eukaryota, Metazoa, Arthropoda, Arachnida, Sarcoptiformes, Oppiidae. The transcript has 2 exons.
CAUCUGAUCUCCCAUUUAAUAAUACGUUAUGAAAUUUGCAUUUUUGUUGUCAAUAUUUGUCAUACAAUACUUGGUGUACAACCAAUUCAAUUAUGUGGAGAGUCGGCCAUCAAUUCACGUGACAACCCGUGUGUGUGAUUCCCGACAGUUCCUCACACUAUACCAAAGGACGUGUACUUAUUAUGGAAAGAGAAAUAGAAAUUCAAAUAUAAUUUUUCAUUACGGAUCCUAUAGAGUCCAACGCGAUAUAUCAAACCAAUUGGACUCCGAUCCGGCGCCAGAAUUGGCCAGAAAAUGCUGUGAAGAGGGAUGUAGUGUUGAACUCAUUGGAUUGCAUUGUAAUCGAGAGUUUAAAAGAAAAUAAAACUUCAAUUUAGCAAUUAAUCUUAACUUUGGUUUUAU